UCUCUGCGCCUUCUGCGAUGUUGAAUGCGUGAGCGUAUGGACUUUCUUCUCGGGCUAGCUGCCUUUUGCUGAUGGGAGCACCUGAGCGCGGCAGUUUGGACAUUUUGAAGUAUUAGUUUACGCUGUUGGCGCGUUUAGUGAAGUCGCGGCGCCUGGGAAUGAGUGGUCGUAUUAAGUUAUCAUUUGUGCUGGUAGCCGGAAUGCUGCUUUUGGGCAGAGUUAGUUCCGCGCUUGCAUCUGUUAGUUUGUACGAUAAUUCCAUGCCGCUUCAGGUCCUCAACACAACGAACUUCGAUAAGGUAAUCCUCAGAAAGGAGAAUGCUUGGCUUGUACAAUUCUACAAUCACUGGUGUGGCCACUGCAUCAAAUUCUCCCCGAUAUUUAGGGCAUUUGCCUACGACAUUGCAGGUUGGAAGCCUGUAUUAAGCCUUGCAGUCAUUGACUGUGUAGAGAAUAUGCAGACAUGCCGCACAUACGGCAUCAGUUCUUAUCCUACUAUCAAAUUUUUUCAAGCACGCUCAACUUUUCAAGAUCGAGGUGUUGAAGUAGAAACUCACCACCAUCCAGAACAGUUACGACACCAGGCUGUUGACCUUGUGGGUAGCAAUGAUGCCUAUCGAGGGGAGCGGCCUAGAGGCUGGCCUUUCCUUGGUGCCUUUCAGGGGGAAAAAACUACGGAAGGGCUAUGGGCGCACGUACCAGCAAAUAUAGACGUCCAAAUUCUUGUUGUGGAACUUAACACUUCAUAUGUUGGAAAAGAGGUAAUCUUGGAUCUGUCAUCAAGGCAGUCCUCUAUUUAUGUGCAACGUCUAGUGGUCUCCUCAGACAGAGCCUGGCUGUCGUCCUUGUUUCCUGAGGAGACAAGUGUUUCCAGCAUUUACUGGGCGGACCUGUAUAUCCUACACCGUAAUGGCAGCUCAACUAGGCUACUCAGGGUGAAAGAAGAAGGUCGUUCGCGAGAGCAUGUGCUGACGGUUUUGGAACCUUACAUGAAAGAAAUGAGUGUGAGUACUACAACAACAAUUUCCAGUACAACAUCACCAGAGGAGAGCAAGGUCGCCGAUACGAGCAAGGUGUACCUGGCUGACCUAAAUAAUGCACUGGUCUACUCCUUGCGCCAAGAAGUGGCUGGCCAUGAACAUCUCAAUCAAACUGAACUUGCCGCUCUGGUGCACUUUGUUGAUGUCCUGGUUAAGUAUUUUCCAGGAGGUGACCCCACAAUGUUGGUACUGCAAGACUUGCAUGCCUUUCUGACAUCAGCUGGGACAGAUUCUUUACAGGGAGAACAGGUGUCAGCUUUUCUUAACAAACAGGUGCAUCUACCUGUUAUGGGGCCCUAUGAAGGCUGCCAAGGCAGCCAGCCACGAUUACGAGGUUACCCUUGUGCUCUAUGGAUGCUUUUCCACACCCUGACUGUUAGUGCCUACCUCAAGUCUGGAGGCUACCCACUUGGUAGAGACAGAGCCGGUGCUGAUGUCCUCCAGGCAGUCAGGGGCUACGUGAGCAAUUUUUUUUCCUGCCGCUACUGUGCUACCCACUUUAGCACGAUGGCAAAGAAUUUGGACUCUGAGGUGCAAACCUCACAUGAUGCUGUGCUCUGGCUGUGGCGAGCACACAACAAAGUUAAUGCACGGCUGGCUGGGGACAUCUCAGAGGACCCGCUACACCCAAAGCAGCCCUUUCCUCCACGUACACUGUGCAGCGACUGCCACGAGGGCACCCAGUGGAAUGAGGAGCGAUCACUCAACUUCCUGCUGCACUUCUAUGCAUCUCAUGGCCGAGUGCCAGUCGGAAGCCCUACCUCCGACAGGCCGGACCUUGCGUUGGUGGGUGUGAAGAGCAGCGGUACUCGGGCCUGGUGGCCCUUCCUAUUAUUAUUUUUGGCAGUGGUCUUCGCAGCAUUUUAGCAUUGCACAGUGUUCUUGCCUUUCAAGGAACUCCCUGAUAUCCUAUUUUAGCCAAGAUGAACAACGGGUUACAUACGCAUAAUCAGAAUGCCAAAGCACGAGACAGGUGUGAUAGCUGCUGUAGUUUGAAAAUGGACGUUCUCGGGUGGCACGUCAUGCGCGUAUAUAUACAAAACCAGAACUUUAGUGUACGCAUGUUGUAGCGCACUUUGUACCUAUGAUUUCGCUUUGCUUGUUAUGGAAAAAGUAGCAUUAUUUUGUAUCA
Molecule: messenger RNA, 2172 nt
Organism: Rhipicephalus microplus (southern cattle tick)
Lineage: Eukaryota; Metazoa; Arthropoda; Arachnida; Ixodida; Ixodidae
Product: sulfhydryl oxidase 1
Biological process (GO): protein folding
Cellular component (GO): Golgi membrane
Molecular function (GO): flavin-dependent sulfhydryl oxidase activity; protein disulfide isomerase activity
Source: RefSeq, a predicted model, not a curated record